CGUCGGCUGUGAGCUGCCAGUUGCCUAGUGACGAAAAACUAUCGACUGCAGCUAAUUUCCUGCGUUUUGAAAAUCUUUUCUCUGGAGCAAAGUUUUCAAACAGACUUCAUGUGUUUCUGUCGUUUCUGGAGCGUUUCUAUGGGACGUGUUAAAACCUUUACUGUGGCUGAGGAUGUCGUGUAACGUCACAUUGUCUCAGGGUUUAUGGUCGUACAGUAAGAGAGCUGCUGGAGGAUGAUGGAUAAUUAUAUUUUCAUCAGGGUCGUUGGGAAAGGAAGCUACGGAGAGGUGAACUUGGUGAAACACAGAACAGACCGAAAACAGUAUGUUAUUAAGAAGUUAAACUUAACCACCUCCUCCAAGCGUGAACGUCGAGCCGCAGAGCAGGAGGCGCAGCUUCUGUCCCGGCUUCGACACCCUAACAUCGUGACGUACAGAGAGUCGUGGGAAGGAGACGACUGCCAGCUGUACAUUGCGAUGGGCUACUGUGAAGGCGGCGACCUUUAUCAUCGACUCAAACAGCAAAAGGGGGAACUCUUACCUGAGAGGCAGGUGGUGGAGUGGUUCGUUCAGAUAGCCAUGGCGCUCCAGUACUUGCACGAGAGAAACAUUCUUCACCGGGACCUUAAAACACAGAACAUCUUUCUGACAAAGACCAACAUCAUCAAAGUCGGUGACCUGGGAAUCGCACGAGUAUUGGAAAACCAGAAUGAUAUGGCCAGCACACUCAUAGGAACUCCAUACUACAUGAGUCCAGAGCUCUUCUCUAAUAAACCUUAUAACUACAAGUCAGAUGUUUGGGCCCUGGGCUGCUGUGUGUAUGAAAUGUCCACUCUGAAGCAUGCUUUUAAUGCCAAGGACAUGAACUCACUGGUCUAUCGCAUUGUGGAAGGAAAGCUGCCACAGAUGCCCAGCAGGUAUGAUCCCCAGCUGGGGGAGAUAAUCAAGAGCAUGCUGUGUAAGAGACCUGAAGACAGGCCUGAUGUCAAACUGAUUCUGCGGCAACCCUACAUCAAGAAACAAAUUGCCAUGUUUCUCGAGGCUACUAAAGAAAAAACUGCCAAGUCAAGAAAGAAAGCUGUGGGUGGCGUUGGAGAUUGUAAGGGUAACAGCGUAUCACCCCCUGUGAUGUCAUCUCAGCCAAAACCUGAGAAAAGUCCCCAGCAUGGAGCGCAAACCAGGGUGAAACGGAAAGAAGAAAAAUCUCGACAACAUAAAGUGCAGAACGGCGUCCCAGACUGCACCCCAGUCCACUCACCUCAGCCACCCAAACCCCCCUCACCUGAUGCUCUUAAAUCCAGCAUUGUAUUAACGGCAACAGUCAGCAACAUUGACAUUGAUAUCGAACAGCCGGAAGAAGAGGGUCUGGUAAGGAGAAAGGCACAGGGGCCUCAAUCAGUAGCGUCACAUCAUCAAACAGGUAAUGAGCCUGUGACUCACAGCGUGCACAAUGAACACAAGGCAAGAGGGAAACCAGAUCCUUCUCCUCUUCCAUCCCCUCUGAAGCCCCCACUGAAGUCUGUAUCGGGUGUAGGCAGUAAGGGAGGAGGAGAGAGGAGGUCCUCUAGUGAGUUGUCAGACAUUCACUCAGAGGACAAAUCAAACUCUGGGGAAACGAUCUCUGUGGGUGCAGAAAGGAAAACGUCACCAGUGGAUGACAAGGAUGAUACGAUGGAGUUGCUCAAGGAGGCUGACAUGCAGAACCCAAAGGUUGAAGUGGGGAAAGAAGCUGCUCUUUGUUACCCUCAGAGGAGAGUGGCGCAAAAAUCAAACAUGGAAAACACUAGAAUGACUGUGGAGAUGAUUAAAGACAAUAAAAGUGACACUGUUAUGCUUCCCAGGGGAGCUCAGACACAGAACCAUACCGCAGACAUUCAAGAACACCUAGAGUCUACUGAAAAGCUGUUAGAGCCAUUCCCUCCCAUCUUGGAGCCUGUACAAGAAGAACCAUUGCUACCAGUUGGCGAGCCGGUUAUGGCCACUCCACGCCAAUGUCCCCUGCCCUUUCCACCAGAACCUUCUGUAUCUCAGCCGCACAGAGGGAGACCGACACACGGAGAGCAGGACAAGCCCAGGGUUGCUGCUCCUCGACCUUUACCUCCACCUCCUGUUGUGAGCACAGCUGUAGAGGGGAGGAAGGGGAGUAAGAGGAGCACAGAGAGCAAGAAAGCCAGUGGAGAUGCAACGUCCUCGUCAGUGAGUUCCAGUAAGGACAGAGUCUUACCAUCGGAUCGUCCUCUCUCUGCUAGAGAAAGACGAAGGCUUAGACAGUCCCAGGAGAGUGCCAGUCAACCAGGUGCUAAUGUUAUAAGAAGGGCAUCUUAUGAUGUCACCUCUACCAAGGAUGAGAACUACAACAGCCCAGUUUCCAGAUCUGUUCCUGACAUUCUCACCGAGUCCAAACGAAAGCAGGAUAAGCUGCAGGAGCGAAGGUCAGAUGAAGACGAGUGCAGCUCAUCCACAAGUUCCACAGAGCGCUUAGAGGGAGACUGCAGGGAAAGGAAGACUGAAUCCAAUGACAUGCAGGAUUUAGUCCACAUGAUGACUCAAACUUUGAGAAUGGAUAUUGGAGACAGCAUGAGUGAGGUGGACAAAGACAGAUUUGGCUCUUCUUCAAUCCCAGAAUUCAAACUAAACAGGAAGUACAGGGACACCCUGGUGCUUCACGGGAAGGCUCGAGAGGAUGCUGAGAACCUGUCACUGGGUGAAAUACCAACUGGCUCCACAUCCGGUCCAGCCAAGAUCAGGAGAGCCAUUGAACACCUGAGGACGGAUGUGGUGAAGGGCCUGGGGGUGAAGCUGCUGGACAGGGCCCUGGAAAUCAUGGAGGAAGAGGAUGACACCAAACGAGAACUGUGCCUUCGUGACCAGAUGGGGGAUGAAAAGUACCACACUUAUGCUGUGAUGGUGAGGCAACUGAAGUUCUUUGAGGAUAUGGCCUUUAAGGUUUAGAGAGAGCACUGCAUCAAGGAGCCUUUUUACACAUGUUGUGAGUUAAAUUGCCAUCCUGCCCCUCAUUGCUUUGCAAAAUUUACCUCCUGCUUGUAUGCAUAUCACCAUUUCAAUAUACAACUUUUGUGAAAUAA
This is a messenger RNA of Notolabrus celidotus (New Zealand spotty), 3086 nucleotides long. RefSeq names its product NIMA-related kinase 4 (gene nek4). The transcript has 16 exons. The coding region runs from base 235 to 2952 and encodes 905 amino acids. Gene Ontology annotation, biological process: protein phosphorylation. The record is from RefSeq and is a predicted model, not a curated record. Gene Ontology annotation, molecular function: protein kinase activity; ATP binding. NCBI's taxonomy places the organism in Eukaryota, Metazoa, Chordata, Actinopteri, Labriformes, Labridae.